CGUCUCCCAGCGGCGGAGUCCCGCCCCCACCCCACCAGUCCCGAGUUCCCGCCACUCCCCUCCAUUCCCCUCCCAAUCCAAUCCCCAAAUCUCUCUACCUCUCCACCCUCUCUAGCAGCGAGGCGAGGCGGGGAAGAAGAGGGAGCAGCGAGGAUGCUGUGGGUGGACAAGUACCGGCCCAAGACCCUAGACAAGGUCACCGUCCACGACCAGGUCGCGCAGAACCUCAGGAAGCUCGUUUCGGAGCAGGAUUGUCCGCACUUGCUGUUCUAUGGGCCGUCGGGGUCCGGGAAGAAAACCCUAAUCCUGGCGCUUAUCAAGCAGAUGUUCGGCGCCGGCGCGGAGAAGGUUAGGAUGGAGAACAAAACAUGGAAGAUCGAUACCGGAACAAGAACACUUGAGAUAGAGUUGGCGAUGUUGUCGAGUGCUCAUCAUGUGGAAAUGAACCCCAGUGAUGCAGGCUUUCAGGACAGGUAUGUUGUCCAGGAGGUCAUCAAAGAGAUGGCGAAGAAUAGGCCAAUCGAUGCCAAAGGCAAGAGAGCAUUUAAAGUCCUUGUGUUAAAUGAAGUUGACAAACUCUCACGAGAAGCCCAGCAUUCCCUCCGUAGGACUAUGGAGAAGUAUAGCGCAUCAUGCAGACUGAUCCUGUGCUGUAACAGCUCAUCAAAAGUCACAGAGGCUGUAAGAUCCCGUUGCUUAAAUGUGCGAGUGAAUGCUCCUAGUGAAGAUCAGAUUAUCCAAGUUCUAGAGUUUAUUGGGAAGAAAGAAAACCUGCAGCUUCCAGCUGGAUUUGCUGCUCGUAUUGCUGCACAAUCAAACCGCAAUCUGAGACGGGCAAUACUGUUUUUUGAGACUUGCAAAGUGCAACAAUACCCAUUUACAUCAAAUCAAGUCGCACCUCCUCUUGACUGGGAGCAAUAUGUGUCUGAAAUAUCAACUGAUAUUCUGACAGAACAAAGCCCUAAAAGGCUAUAUGCUGUACGCCAGAAAUUCUAUGAAUUACUUGUCAAUUGUAUCCCACCUGAAAGUAUUUUGAAGAAGUUACUGGCGGAAUUACUUAAGAAGUUAGACGCUGAUCUGAAGCACGAAAUCUGUCACUGGGCUGCACACUAUGAGCACAAGAUGCGCCUUGGGUCAAAAGCCAUUUUUCACCUAGAAGCGUUCGUGGCAAAGUUCAUGAGCAUUUACAAGGAGUUCCUGGUGGCUUCAUUUGGUUGAGCAAAAUCCGAAGCGUUAGGUUGUUUCCGACGAAGCCCCAUCGUCUGGGGCCUUGUCGGUGUAGUUUGUUCGUACCAAACUCUGGACGAUUAGCUACAUCCAGUCUGUUUAAACCACCACGAAUGUCAUUCAGGUUCCGUGGUUACAUCUCUUCAGUAUUUACUUGCACGUUGAGGGAUGGCAUCGAAGUCUCAAUUCACUUAGCUGCCACAUGUUACUCAACGCCUGUACACCAUUAUUUGUGCAUGUGCGAUACUCAGAAGCAAAAGCCUGUCAACCGAACCAAAGAUUGAUUAUAUAAAAAGGCACAGACGUACGAGGGUGGCAACAAGCAAGAUGCUAAUUAUAUUA
Panicum virgatum (switchgrass) is the source of this 1569-nucleotide messenger RNA. RefSeq names its product replication factor C subunit 5. Gene Ontology annotation, biological process: DNA-templated DNA replication; DNA repair. The record is from RefSeq and is a predicted model, not a curated record. Lineage: Eukaryota; Viridiplantae; Streptophyta; Magnoliopsida; Poales; Poaceae. The transcript is spliced from 11 exons. Gene Ontology annotation, cellular component: DNA replication factor C complex; nucleus. The coding region runs from base 154 to 1218 and encodes 354 amino acids. Gene Ontology annotation, molecular function: DNA binding; ATP hydrolysis activity; DNA clamp loader activity.